CGGUGUGUUACUAGGUAACAGAUAGUGUUCCUGGAGAAACUAGAUCCAUGGAGCCAUCCUAAAUAUUCCACAGAAACUGCACAAUGCCGGAAGCUGGGGAUCUGCAAAGGUGAAGACAAAGACCCUCCACAAAUGAAUGCUACAUUUCCAGACACACAGUCAGGGGACUGACCACAUGAAGUCAUGUCGGAAAGCUCCUCAGGUGUGAACACGAGCAGCAACAGCUUUUCUAAAUCCUACUCAUCACACUGCUCUGAUCUCAGUGAAACUAACACACCUUUACCAAUACUGUCAAGUAAAAGAAGAACUCUGCCGCAAAGCUGUGAUUCUGGCAUCUCAUCUCCACUGCCAUGUGAUGCGUUCAAAUAUCUAACUUGGCACAAGUUGAAAGAACACGAUGUGCAGGGGACUCAAAUUCGUUCUCCUAGAGUGAGAGAAGGGCCACCAGACGAGGAGCUUGUAAUACGAGGAGAGGCACAUUUAUCACUUGAAAGCGCACAGACCAGCGAUAAAGAGAUUUGGAGACGGAGGCUACAAGAAAACUGGGAGAAUUGUGUGAAUAUAAAUCUGUCUUAUCAGGGUCUCGGGGACCCUUACCAACAAAACAACCUUCACCGUAUUCUUCGACGACUGAUAAGAGUGGAGAGACUAUGGCUGGUUGAUAACUCAUUGAAAGAUUUGAGUGCCAUUCGAUUGCCAAGGUGUAAAGAAUUAAACUUAAGUAAAAAUCACUUUACAACCUUUAAACAACUGCCAAAGCUUCCUGCAAUUCAGCACUUAUCACUUGCAGAGAAUAAUAUUGAAGCAUUGUGUGGACUUGCAGACCUAAAGCAUUCCCCACUAGAAUCAUUGGUUCUGAAGUCAAAUCCAUGUGAGUUUCUGGAUGAUUAUAGACAAAGAGUAUUUUCUAUUUUGCCAAACUUGAAAACAUUAGACGGGAUUCCCAAGUUGUCAGAAGAUUGGUCAGUAAUAGAAGAAAGCCAUUUCUUUUCAAGCAAAUGCACAAUUUUGUAACCAUUUGAUUGCAGAGGUGCCUGACAUCUGUUCUUCAGAAAAAGUAGAUUUCACUGGUAACAAGAAUAAAUGUAUUUUCUCAAGGUGCUAAGCACAUUCUAUUUUUAUAUAAAAAUAAAUACAAAGUUAAACUA
Rana temporaria (common frog) is the source of this 1148-nucleotide messenger RNA. RefSeq names its product protein tilB homolog. The coding region runs from base 184 to 1014 and encodes 276 amino acids. The transcript has 7 exons. Lineage: Eukaryota; Metazoa; Chordata; Amphibia; Anura; Ranidae. The record is from RefSeq and is a predicted model, not a curated record.